Messenger RNA from Tinamus guttatus (white-throated tinamou), 617 nucleotides. RefSeq lists its product as uncharacterized. Gene Ontology annotation, cellular component: myosin II complex. The record is from RefSeq and is a predicted model, not a curated record. Lineage: Eukaryota; Metazoa; Chordata; Aves; Tinamiformes; Tinamidae. Gene Ontology annotation, molecular function: calcium ion binding.
AUGGUGAGAGCCGCGGCGGGGCUCGUCGUGCCUCGGCCCCCCGGCCAUUCCCCCCGCCUUGAGCCGGGGUCGGCCCUGGUCCCCCUGCGAGCCCCGCUGUUUGUCCCGCAGCAACAAGCCUCGGCGGCGGCGGGGCGGCUCCGGGGAAAGAGAUCCCCGCCCGCCUUCCCACUCAGCGAGGAGCAGAAGCAGCAGUUGCGUGACGCCUUCGACUUGCUCGAUCCCGACGGCUCGGGACAAAUCGACGUGAAGGAUCUGAAGAUACCCCUGACAGCUCUAGGCUGUGAACUCAGGAGAGAAGAGAUGAAGAAAAUUAUCUCUGAAAUUGAUGAGGAUGGGUCAGGGAAGAUAAACUUUGAGUCAUUUUUGAAGGUGAUGGCUCAGAAAAUGGCAGAGAAAUGUUCAAAAGAGGAGAUCCUGAAAGCUUUCAAGCUAUUUGAUCGUGAUGGCACUGGGAAGAUCUCCUUUGAGAAACUCAAGCUGGUGGCUAUCGAGAUUGGGGAGGACAUCACAGAUGAGGAACUGCAGGAAAUGAUUGAUGAAGCAGAUUUGGAUGGAGAUGGACUAGUGAAUAAACACGAGUUCCUGCAGAUCCUCACUCUUGACUGACCCAUAAC